UCAUCUCGGUUAUUUUCAUUUUAGUUUAUAACAUUCUCUUUUUUGUUUAUGUUAAGUUUUUUUCUGCAAGAAAACGAUCCAACCAAUUGUUAAACUGAUUGCUAGUGAUAUUGAUUAGAUACCAUACGGUUCAUUUUCUUGCGAAAGUUGUACGAAUCUACAAAGGGCGUUGUUUUAUUGUUUAUAUGAAUUUAUACAUUACUUGUUAAAAAAGCGCCAAAAAUGAAGUUCGGGAAGGAAUUUACGAGCCAAAUGGUGCCGGAAUGGCAAGAAGCAUACAUGGACUAUAAUUUUCUGAAAACCAUUUUGAAAGAUAUCCAAAAUAUGAGACAGAAAAACAAGCCACCGCCAGCAGCGAUGGGGCUUAAUCGGAGGCCAACCCUUUACAGAGCCUUUAGUGGUCUGAUGAACAGACAGUUCAGCACGCGCCGGUACUCGCCAACGUCGAGCACCAUCCCGGGAAACGACAUUGAAAGUCAAGCCAUUCUGGUUAACUCAACCAGAGAAGAUGGCUCCCAUGGUUACCAUACAACGUUUCUCAUGGCAUCAGAGGAAGGAGGAGAGUACGAGCUGGUAUACUUCCGGAGGCUGGACGAGGAGUUUAACAAGGUGGACAAGUUUUAUAAGUCUAAAGUGGAGGAGGUGAUGAAGGAAGCUUCUAUGCUCAACAAGCAAAUGGAUGCUUUGAUCGCUUUUCGAAUUAAAGUUGAGAAUCCCCCCGGCGUGUUCGACAGAUCUGUGGAGAUGACUCGUCUGGCUUCUGAUAUUGCUUCUUCGGCUGCAGUUUUGGCAGCCACCACUCCUAGAAACAUUCGAGCUAGUAGAAAAGUUAAUGUCAUGGAUGCAAUCGAAGAGGCAGGAUCAAACAACCUUCAGGAGCCUUCUGAAGAAAAUAGUGGAGACGAUGAAAAAGAUGAGAAAGAGAAGAGGAGUGCAAACAUUGUGAACCAAAGAGUUGAAGCUCAGACACCAAGGAAUGUUAGGAGAACUAGACCAGCUCCGUUGGAAAUUCUAGAUCAUGUGACAAUGAAUCAAACGCAGGAGACUCCUCGUUCCACCAUUAAAGGCGUUCUCAAGGUUCCUAAGCAGACAGAGCUGACCUUCAACAGGGAAAAUCUUAGAAAAGUUGAAGAACAACUUAAGAAAGCUUUCGUUGAGUUUUACCAGAAGCUUAGACUUCUAAAGAGUUUUAGCUUCUUGAAUACCUUGGCAUUCUCAAAGAUCAUGAAGAAGUAUGAUAAGAUUACUUCAAGAGAUGCAUCAAAAUCUUACAUGAAAACGGUGGACCAGUCAUACCUUGGCAGUUCUGAUGAGGUUACCAAGCUUAUGGAGAGGGUAGAAGCUACAUAUAUCAAGCAUUUCUCCAAUGCAAACCGCAGUAAAGGGAUGUCCAUCUUAAGGCCAAAAGCGAAAAGAGAAACGCACAGAAUAUCAUUUACGACUGGUUUCUUUUUUGGCUGCACAGUUGCUCUCAUAUUAGCCCUUAUUUUGAUCAUUCGUACUCGAAAAAUCAUGGACCAGCCAGGGAGAGCUCAGUACAUGGAAAUCAUGUUUCCCUUAUACAUGUUCUUUGCGUUUAUUGUGUUGCACAUGGUUAUGUAUGCUGCGAAUGUGUUCUUUUGGAGGAAAUACAGAGUUAACUACCCCUUCAUUUUUGGGUUCAAACCAGGAACAGAAUUAGGCUACAGAGAUGUUAUGCUUCCAGCCUUCGUUUUAUCUGCUUUAGCACUCGGCUGUGUUCUUUCAAAUCUUGACAUGCAAAUGGACCCAAGAACUCUAGAUUACAAAGCUCUAACUGAGCUUCUCCCACUUCUGUUGCUUGUGGUUGUUACUGUGAUUAUGAUAUGCCCUUUGAACAUUGUCUAUCGCUCAAGUCGAUACUUUUUCCUCACCUGCUUGUUCCACGGACUCCUUGCUCCUCUCUACAAGGUAACACUCCCAGAUUUCUUCUUGGCUGAUCAGUUAACGAGCCAAGUUCAAGCUUUGAGAAGUAUCCAAUUUUACAUUUGCUACUACGGUUGGGGUGACUACAAACACAGAGAAACAACUUGCAAAGACAACAGUGUAUACAAAAUUUUUCUUUUUCUUGUUGCUGCUGUCCCAUACAUGUCUCGCCUGCUUCAGUGCCUUCGUCGUUUGUACGAAGAGAAGGACCCAAUGCAAGGUUACAAUGGUAUUAAAUACUUCUUGACAAUCGUGGCUGUAAGUGUCAGAACAGCUCUUAGUCUCAACCAGGCAUCUGUUAGUUGGAAAGUUGCUGCUUGGGUAUUCUCAGUCUUGGCGGCCAUUGUUUCAACUUACUGGGACUUGGUCUUCGACUGGGGCCUUCUUCAGCGUAACUCUAAGAAUCGAUGGUUGAGAGACAAGCUUUUGGUCCCACACAACAGUGUAUAUUUUGUAGCUAUUGGCAUGAAUGUCUUGCUUAGAUUUGCUUGGCUGCAAACUGUGCUCAAUUUCAAAGUCAAUUUCUUGCAUAGACAAACCUUAAUAGCCAUUGUUGCUUUGCUGGAGAUCGUCCGUCGUGGCAUUUGGAAUUUCUUUAGGUUGGAGAAUGAGCAUUUGAACAACGUGGGCAAGUACAGGGCAUUCAAAUCUGUACCAUUACCAUUCAACUAUGAUGAAGACGAGGACAAAGAUGAGUAGAGCGUUCCACAAGUCCGGCAAGGAUCGAGACUAACGCAAUUCAAAUCAUCUACUUGUCUGCGACUACAAAUGGGGCCUCAAGAUUUUGUCUACACUUUCCAUUGUACCAUUCCAAUGUAUUUCUUUUAGACUGGAGUCCAACUCCGAUUAUCCAACUACUAUUCUUUCAUUAUUUUUCCCACCUGUCCUUAGUUAGGAAAUUUCAAAUUCUUGAAUUUACAUUACACUCUUUAUUGGAAAAAAAAAAAAAAAAAGGGUUCCAUUAAACUCA
Molecule: messenger RNA, 2914 nt
Organism: Cannabis sativa
Lineage: Eukaryota; Viridiplantae; Streptophyta; Magnoliopsida; Rosales; Cannabaceae
Product: phosphate transporter PHO1 homolog 3-like
Exons: 12
Coding region: 223-2643 (806 amino acids)
Biological process (GO): cellular response to phosphate starvation; phosphate ion transport
Cellular component (GO): Golgi apparatus; plasma membrane; trans-Golgi network
Molecular function (GO): inositol hexakisphosphate binding
Source: RefSeq, a predicted model, not a curated record